Messenger RNA from Helobdella robusta, 969 nucleotides. RefSeq lists its product as hypothetical. Gene Ontology annotation, molecular function: RNA polymerase II cis-regulatory region sequence-specific DNA binding; DNA-binding transcription factor activity, RNA polymerase II-specific. The coding region runs from base 1 to 969 and encodes 322 amino acids. Gene Ontology annotation, cellular component: nucleus. The transcript has 2 exons. Gene Ontology annotation, biological process: anterior/posterior pattern specification; regulation of transcription by RNA polymerase II. NCBI's taxonomy places the organism in Eukaryota, Metazoa, Annelida, Clitellata, Rhynchobdellida, Glossiphoniidae. The record is from RefSeq and is a predicted model, not a curated record.
AUGACGUCAUCUAAUUCGUCAUCGGGCAACAACAGUAGCAAUUGUUUGAGGAGGUUCUCGGAUAAAUGUUUAGGUGUUGGCAGCGGUGGUGGUGGUGGUGGUGGUGGUGGUGGUGAGAAUCUGGUGAACGCCAAGUCGCCGGUUAUUUUCCCCUGGAUGAAGAAGAUUCAUGCCAGGACUUCUCAAGCAUCGUCAUCAACACCAGGAACAUCAUCAUCGUCAUCUUCACUAUCAUCAUCAUCAUCAGCGACUAACACGCUUUCGACGAACGGCUACUACAACAACCACAACAGCCACAACAACAACUUAUCAUCGUCGUCGUCGUCGUCGUCCCUGAUAGCCGACAAGAGAGCUAGAACGAGCUACAGCCGCUACCAGACGCUCGAGCUGGAGAAGGAGUUUCAUUUCAAUCGCUAUCUCAACGGUCGGCGACGAAUCGAAAUCGCUCACUCGCUUGGGUUAACCGAGCGACAGAUCAAAAUUUGGUUCCAGAACCGACGCAUGAAAUGGAAGAAAGACAACCGGUUGCCGAACAGCAAAAGUGGUAAAAUCGGCUCUGCUAAUUUGUCGUCUGGUACCGGUUCAGUCGGUAUUGGCGGUUGUGGCAACGGAGUUGGCGUUUAUGACGAGUUUAGUAGCGGCGAUAAAGACGAUGAUGACGACGAUGGUGACGAUGAUGACGAUGAUGGUGAGAAUGACGGAGAGAAUGAUGAAGAAGAGGAAGAAGAUCAUCGCCAUCACCAUCAUCGUCCUGUCGGGAUUGAUGCAGAUGACGUCAUCCACAAUAAUAACAACAAUGAUAACGCCAACAAUAGUAAUAAUAAUUUGAGAAUUCCAUUCGCUGAUAGCAUUGGCAAGAGCAAAAAUGCAAUCGACAUUAAUAAGAACCACGACAACAACAACAACAAUAAUAAUAACAAGCAUAACAAUAAUAAUAUAAAUAACAAUAAUGAUAAUAGAAGCAAUUAA